AUGGGAGGAUAUGGGUGUGUAUGGAGGAUAUGGGUGAGUAUGUAUGGUGUAUAUGGGAGGUAUGGGUGGGGAGGAUAUGGUGGGUAUGGAGGAUAUGGGUGGGUAUGGGAGGAUAUUGGUGGGUAUGGGGAUAUGAGUGGGAAUGGGAGGAUAUGGAUGGAUAUGAGUGGGAAUAGGUGGGUAUAUGGGUGUGUAGGAUAUGGGAGGGAUAUGGGUGAGUAUGGGGAUAUGGUGAGGAUAUGGGUGGUAUGGGGGAUAUGGGUGAGUAUGGGAGGAUAUGAGUGGGCAUGGGAGGAUAUGGGUGUGUAUGGGAGGAUAUGGGUGUGUAUGGGAGGAUAUGGUGUGUAUGGGAGGAUAUGGGUGUGUAUGGGGAGGAUAUGGGUGUGUAUGGGGAGGAUAUGGGUGUGUAUGGGAGGAUAUGGGUGGGUAUGGGAGGAUAUGAGUGGGCAUGGAGGAUAUGAUGGAUAUGAGUGGGAAUAG
Penaeus vannamei (Pacific white shrimp) is the source of this 480-nucleotide messenger RNA. Lineage: Eukaryota; Metazoa; Arthropoda; Malacostraca; Decapoda; Penaeidae. The record is from RefSeq and is a predicted model, not a curated record.